AUGAUAACGGUCAAGGCCGCUCGCGUCGCCGGCGUCGUCGCGAGGCAUCGCCGCGGCGUGAUGCUUCGGCGCGCGGCCGUCCAAAUGAGCGGCAAGGCUGAUGCGAGCGAGUACACCGCCUGGGCCAAGAACGCGGACAGCCUGCCAUCGUGGGACGGUGACGUGGAGACCAUGCAUGAGUGGUAUCGAAUCGACUACGACGACCGAGGCUUCACCAUGGACGUGCGGCCCAACUAUAAUAAGGAGAAUCCCUGGACGGCGGACGUCGCGUGGGAAGAUGUGACGCGCAUCUGCUUCCACGUCGGCGGACCACCUCUCGUCCCACACGACGUCUACGUUUUCGUCAAAGGCCGCCACGCCCCCUCCUGGGUGAUACCGAGCGAGGCGCUCAUGAACGGCCAACCGCCAGACAAAAGGAUCAUGGAGAGCCAGCAUCGUGGGGUGGUGACGCCCCCUGAGCAAUUCAUGAUAAAACUGGUAGAGAAGAGGCUCUUCACCGUCGAACUGUUUAGGGAAGCCAUCCUUCAGAAAGGACUAGGGGGUGUGGUCUGCUAUCCCAAUUUCGGAGAGCCCGGUCAUGAUGGGUCGAGUCCGCCUCCUGUUCUUCGCCGGCUUGCCGUCCGCCUCGCAAUCCACGUGCGGCGUGCAAUUUUCUUCCUUGCGCCCCUUCGAAGUGUAACCUUAUUGUAAAAUUACUCCGGCCUACCGCUGGGCGACGCGUGCUGCCCGGUCAGUGCUCCUAUCGCGGAUUCCUUGGCUGUGGGCUAGCGCAUUAAGACACUAGCAAGCAGCCAGAGAGCCAGCUUCCAAGCCCAAAAAAUCCACCAUGAUCGGCCUACGGCGGUACGUUACGCGUCGCCACGCCUCCCCCGCCGUCGCCCGCCGGCCGCAUGCCAUAAAUGCUGCGUCGCCGAGCCGCUGCAGACGAUCUGGCUGUGGCAGCCACUGAGAGCAGCGCUCGCGCACGCCGUCGUCGUCGUCGAGAGAAGCGCGCGCGCCAACGCAUGAAACGCACAGGACCACGCGCGCCCUCCAAGCGCAUGCGCGCACGAAAGCGACGCUGCCCGCGUUGGGCUACGAGUACUCGGCGCUCGAGCCCGUCAUCAGCGGCACGAUCAUGGAGCUCCACCACUCGAAGCACCACAACACGUAUGUCACAAACUUCAACGCCGCCACGGAGAAGCUCGCCACAGCCGUCGCCGACGACGACGUCACGGGCAUCGUCGCCGCGCAAGCCGCGAUCAAAUUCAAUGGAGGCGGCCACUUAAAUCAUAGCAUCUUCUGGCAGAACCUUGCUCCUCCCAGUGAAGGAGGCGGCGCGCCGCCGACCGGUGCCCUAUCUGCAGCUAUUGAUGCCGACUUCGGCAGCUUCGACGCGAUGAAAACGAAACUGUCUCAGAUGACCGUCGCCGUGCAAGGGAGUGGCUGGGGCUGGCUCGGCUACAACAAGGCGACCGACGCCUUGCAGCUGGCCACUUGUGCCAACCAGGACCCCCUCGAAGCCACCACAGGCCUCAUCCCCCUCUUUGGCAUCGACGUCUGGGAGCACGCCUACUACCUCGACUACAAGAACGUGCGGCCCGACUACGUGAGCGCCAUCUGGGACAUCGCCAAUUGGAGCGAUGUUUCUGAGCGGUACGCGGCGGCGAAGCAGUAG
Pelagomonas calceolata is the source of this 1657-nucleotide messenger RNA. NCBI's taxonomy places the organism in Eukaryota, Pelagophyceae, Pelagomonadales, Pelagomonadaceae. The record is from the annotation of a GenBank genome assembly.